Fragaria vesca subsp. vesca is the source of this 684-nucleotide messenger RNA. RefSeq names its product F-box protein At5g65850-like. The transcript has a single exon. Lineage: Eukaryota; Viridiplantae; Streptophyta; Magnoliopsida; Rosales; Rosaceae. The coding region runs from base 1 to 684 and encodes 227 amino acids. The record is from RefSeq and is a predicted model, not a curated record. Gene Ontology annotation, molecular function: protein binding.
AUGGAUCGGACUAGUACAAUGCUGCUUGUUUAUCCUUGCACAUCCCAUGAUGACAAUUUUGAGUUUGUUUCAAGUUGUGCAGGCUUGUGUAUGGAGAAGAGUACUGCUAGUAAUUCGACAAUUUUUCUUAUCAGAAACCCUGCGACUCACCAAGUGCUUUACUUGCCCGAUCCACCUCCAUAUACUGCAUCAGUAGACUUCGCCUUUAACUUAUCUACUGGUGAGUGUAAAGUUAUAUGUUUUUAUUGCGAAAAGCCUUUUAUAAAUGUCGAUGCUGCAUUUGGAUUUAAAGUUAUAACCAUUGGAAAAGAUGAGCAAUGGAGAUCCUUAGAGCUCCCCGACGGAAAUAAGCUUCGUAAAAAGGCGGUGUUUAGAGGAUAUUAUACCAGAGUAAAUGAGGUUGAAGGAAAUUGUCAUCUGGUCCAAAUUAUUAGGUUUACUGAUGAAGAAGAAGACAUGUACCGAGAAGUUCAAACUCUAGAUAUAUGGAGUGAGCAUUUUACAACGAAUACUCUGCCAGAGGGAGUUUCCCUAAACUGGAAAGAAGUUCAUGUUGUUCGCUGGAAUAACUGCUUAUCAGUCGGUUAUACGAAAGAGGAAUCCCUUGACCUCUGGGUGUUACAAGAUUAUAAGGAGCAAAAAUGGAGUCCAAACAAGAUCAUCAUUCCCGUGAAAGGGCCAUAA